AUGGGAGAAUAUCAGUGCGCUCAACAAUAUUUCACAACAUCAAUUCAAAACCCCCAGCUAGCAUACCCAGAUACUUCACCAGACUACAAUUAUAUCGGACUAGUUCACCAUGCGAAAGGUGAAUACGCUAAAGCAUCAGAGAAAUAUGAAAGCACAUUCGAAAUUCAACUCAAGUCAUUCCCAUCCAAUCAUCCAUCAUUAGCACCUACGCGUAAUAAUAUCGGAUCCAUUCACCAUGAGAAAGCUGAAUACCAUAAAGCAUCAGAGAAAUAUGAAGGCACACUAGAAAUUCAACACAAGUCAUUACCAUCCAAUCAUCCAUCAUUAACAACUACGCACAAUAAUAUUGCAUCAGUUCACGAUGACAAAGGUGAAUACUACAAAGCAUUAGAAAAUUAUGAGAGAACACUCGAAAUUCAACUCAAGUCAAUGCCAUCCAAUCAUCCAUCACUAGCAACUACAUAUAAUAAUUAUGGAUCAGCUUUAUAUUCAAAAGGUGAAAACGAUAAAGCAUUAGAGACUUUUGAAACGGCACUUGAAAUUCAACUUAAGUCAUUCCCAUCCAAUCACCCAUCAUUAGCAACUACAUAUAAUAAUAUUGGAUUAGCUUUAAACGCCAAAGGUGAAUACGAUAAAGCAUUAGAGCAUUAUAAAAGGACACUUGAAAUUCAACUCAAGUCAUUGCCAUCCAAUCAUCCACUAUUAGCAACUACAUAUAACAAUAUUGGAUUAGUUCACGCUGAGAAAUGUGGAUACGAUAAAGCAUUAGAGAAUUAUGAAAGGGCACUUGAAAUUCAACUCAAGUCAUUACCAUCCAAUCAUCCAUCAUUAGCAACUACAUAUAAUAAUAUUGCAUUAGUUCCAGUUGAGAAAGGUGAAUACGAUAAAGCAUUAGAGAAUUUCGAAAGGGCACUUGAAAUUCAACUCAAUUCAUCACUAUCCAAUCAUCCAUCAUUAGCAACUACGCGUAAUAAUAUUGGAUUAGUUCUAGAUGAGAAAGGGGAAUACGCUAAAGCAUUAGAAAAUUAUGAAAGGACACUUGAAAUUCAACUUAAGUCAUUGCCAUCCAAUCAUCCAUCCUUAGCAACUACAUAUGAUAAUAUUGCAACAGCUUUAAACGCAAAAGGUGAAUACGAUAAAGCAUUAGAGAAUUUUGAAACGGCACUUGAAAUUCAACUUAAGUCAUUGCCAUCCAAUCAUCCAUCAUUAGCAACUACACAUAAAAAUAUUGCAUCAACUUUAUAUUCAAAAGGUGAAUACGAUAAAGCAUUAGAGAAUUAUGAGGGGACACUUGAAAUUCAACUCAAGUCAUUGCCAUCCAAUCAUCCAUCAUUAGCAACUACAUAUGAUAAUAUUGGAACAGCUUUAAAGGCAAAAGGUGAAUACGAUAAAGCAUUAGAGAAUUACGAAAUAGCGCUUGAAAUUCGACUCAAGUCAUCGUCAUCCAAUCACCCAUCAUUAGCAAUUACAUUUAAUAAUAUUGGAUUAGUUCUCGAUCAGAAAGGUGAAUACGAUAAAGCAUUACGGAAUUACGAAAUGGCACUUGAAAUUCAACUCACGUCAUUGCCAUCCAAUCAUUCAUCAUUAGCAACUACAUAUAAUAAUAUUGGAUCAGCUUUAUAUUCAAAAGGUGAAUACGAUAAAGCAUUUGAGAAUUACGCAACGGCACUUGAAAUUCAACUGUUCUCAUUGCCAUCCAAUCAUCCAUCAUUAGCAAGUACAUAUAAUAAUAUUGGAUUAGUUCACAUUGAGAAAGGCGACUACCAUACAGCAUUAGAGAAUUAUGAAAGGGCACUUGAAAUUGAACUCAAGUCAUUGCCGUCCAAUCAUCCUUCACUAGCAACUACAUAUAAUAAUAUUGGAUUAGUUCACGCUGUGAAACGUGAAUACGAUAAAGCAUUAGAGAAUUAUGAGAGGACACUUGAAAUUCUACUCAAGUCAUUGCCAUCCAAUCAUCCAUCAUUAGCAACUACAUAUGAUAAUAUUGGAACAGCUUUAGACGCAAAAGGUGAAUACGAUAAAGCAUUAGAGAAUUACGAAAUGGCACUUGAAAUUGGAUUCAAGUCACUGCCAUCCAAUCACCCAUCAUUAGCAACUACGUUUAGUAAUAUUGGAUCAGUUCUCGAUGAGAAAGGUGAAUACGAUAAAGCAUUAGAGAAUUUUGAAAGGGCACUUGAAAGUGAACUCAAGUCAUUGCCGACCAAUCAUCGUUCACUAGCAACUACAUAUAAUAAUAUUGGAUCAGCUUUAAAGGCAAAAGGUGAAUACGAUAAAGCAUUAGAGAAUUAUGAAAGGGCACUUGAAAUUCAACUGAAGUCACUGCCAUCCAAUCAUCCAUCAUCAGCAAGUACAUAUAAUAAUAUUGGAUCAGCUUUAAAGGCAAAAGGUGAAUACGAUAAAGCAUUAGAGAAUUAUGAAAGGACACUUGAAAUUCAACUGAAGUCACUGCCAUCCAAUCAUCCAUCAUUAGCAACUACAUAUAAUAAUAUUGGAUCAGCUUUAAAGGCAAAAGGUGAAUACGAUAAAGCAUUAGAGAAUUACGAAAUGGCGCUUGAAAUUCGACUCAAGUCAUCGUCAUCCAAUCACCCAUCAUUAGCAAUUACAUUCAAUAAUAUUGGAUUAGUGCACGUCGAGAAAGGUGAAUACGAUAAAGCAUUAGAGAAUUAUGAAAGGGCACUUGAAAUUGAACUCAAGUCAUUGCCGUCCAAUCAUCCUUCACUAGCAACUACAUAUAAUAAUAUUGGAUCAGCUUUAAAGACAAAAGGUGAAUAUGCUAAAGUAUUAGAGAAUUAUGAAAGGACACUUGAAAUUUAA
Didymodactylos carnosus is the source of this 2814-nucleotide messenger RNA. The record is from the annotation of a GenBank genome assembly. NCBI's taxonomy places the organism in Eukaryota, Metazoa, Rotifera, Eurotatoria, Philodinida, Philodinidae.